Messenger RNA from Aphanomyces astaci, 611 nucleotides. Its product is annotated as signal peptidase I. Gene Ontology annotation, molecular function: serine-type endopeptidase activity. The coding region runs from base 15 to 521 and encodes 168 amino acids. Gene Ontology annotation, cellular component: mitochondrial inner membrane peptidase complex; membrane. The record is from RefSeq and is a predicted model, not a curated record. The transcript is spliced from 2 exons. NCBI's taxonomy places the organism in Eukaryota, Oomycota, Saprolegniomycetes, Saprolegniales, Verrucalvaceae.
GUGAGUCUGAAUUGAUGAACAAGGUGCUCGAGGGUGUAAAAGUAGCGGGUGCCCUUGCUCGCUUCGGAAGCUUAGUCUUCUGCGUGUUGCAGGUGGGAGAUGUUGUUCUGUGUGUCGGACCGAGCAUGCUGCCGACGUUGAACGAGCACGGAGACGUCGUACUUCUCGACAAACUGUCGCCGCGCUUUCGGAAGCUUGAGAACGGCGAGGUGGUCAUAGCCAUGUCGCCAACAAAUUUCCGACAAACCGUGUGCAAGCGUAUCAUAGCGUCCGAAGGAGAGACCGUGGGUCUCAAGCAUCGCUACAACCCGAGCAAGAUUGAGCUGAAGAAGGUCCCGAAAGGCCACGUGUGGCUUGAAGGCGACAACAAGCACGACUCGCACGACUCGCGGUAUUACGGACCGGUGCCGUACGCGAUGAUCCAAGGGCGGGUGCUCUUCCGACUGUGGCCGUUGACGCAGUUGGGACGGCUCGACACUGUCGCAACGUCGCUCGCCGCAACCGUUCCGAGCGAGCAUUAGGUUGCAUCUGUAAAGUUAGGUAGAUAGACGUCGUUACUUAUGUGCGACGACCCAUUAAAUACAACAUGCGUACAAUGUGUGUGAGCUCAA